UUACGAUUUGACGUCUUGGUAGCCAAUUAAAUCCCAUAAAAUCACUGACAACAGCUACAAACAGCUACUCAUACAAGAAAGGAACAUGCCUUUGAUUUUCAAAAAGUUUUGACCAAAGAAAUUUUUUACUCUAGCGAGUGGUUUUGACUGUUGCUACUUGGUUGCUACUUGUUGAAUUGCAAAGUGCGAAAACAAAACAUUAAAGUUAAAUAAAUUUCUGAUUGUUAAAAUAUAUAAAACAAGUUAGUAAUGGAUCAAUCAUAUUCAGAUAGCGAUGUUACUAUAUCUCCUUCGCAAAUAUUAGAGCGAUUGGAAAUGCUGAGGCAAAUACAAGUAUUACAGAGAAGUAAGCUGCAAAAACAAAUGAAUUUUCAAGAUUCCUCUGAGUUAACUAAGUCAAUUACAGAAAUUGUAAGUCAUUUUAGCGACAGCACAAGCUACAACACGUUUCGCUCCCUAUUAGAAUCUGCUCAAGAAACUGAAAACGACACUGAACAGUCGACACAAGCAAGACGAAAUUCACAGCGAGGUAGUUUACAAAAUGUUAUUGAAGGUGUUACUCUACUAAAUCUAUCUCAAGAAUCAGAAUUCAUAAAUGAUUCUCCUUCUUCCACAAAGAGUUCGGUCACCAACAAUAAACCUACAAAUAAUAAGGCCUGUACUGUGAACAAAGUGAGUGUGCCGACAAUAUCUAUUUCACUUGACGAAAUGCCUAUUUUAUCUCCAAGGAAAGAUUUCGAAACAUUGUUAUUAGAAAAAUUAAAGAAAGAAGAGAAAACUGCAAGUGUAAAUACAAAAAGGUCUGCACAAACCGACACCUCUGUCACAGCUGUUUCUAAAAAACCCUUUCUAAAACGUGGAGAAGGUAUGGCUCGAUUUGGAUUAAAUAAACAGGAUCUUGUUAUUCAGAACACAAAAGCUUUGCCUUGGAAGAAAAAUAAAAACACAAACCAAAGCUACAAGAGGAAGUCUAUUUUAAAAAAUAAUAAGAAAAACAAUGUAAAAAUAAAAGUCUCAGAAUGUAAAGUGAAUUGUGACACAGAACAAAUUUUGGAAAUACAAGAAAAAAGCUUAAUGCAAAAGCCAAAAAUGAGACAAAGUGAACAUUAUCAUGAAACAAAAGAACAGAGUUCAAGAGUCUCGGAAAUUGAGCCUGAACAGAAUGUUUCACAGAAGAUGCAGGAUCCCAUGCCAAAUACAAAGGGAAAGACUUGGGCAUCUGUCCUCUCCAAAGAACAGAAUGAUCUGCUUAUGAAAUUGAAACAAAGUGACUACUACAAAAACUUUCUUUCACCGGCAAAAAGUAUAUAUUCUGACAUAAGUUGUGACGAAAACAUAUCAAAAGUAAGACAAGAAAAAGAAAUUGCCGAACAAAACUUAUUUGAACUGUUGGAAAAUAAAGUGAACCAUGGUAGUUUUAGUAUUGAGAAUUCUUUCUUUAAUAGAUUUUUGGGAAGAACAGCCUUGGAGAGUUCCGGUGAGAGUACUCCAUUUAUUUUAAAAAAAUGUAUUGUUGAUAACCCCAAAUUAAUGAAUAUUGCACCAAGCAUUUCUUCAGAACUUUCACAAUUAAAUUGUAACUCAGAAACAUGCACCUGUGAUGAAUGCAACGAUACUUGCUCCUCGGUAUCGUGUUGUUGUUCAUGUAAAACUGUUACUGAAAACGAAAACCCCCAGCCUAAAAAACAGAAAGUAAAUAAGAAGUCUGGCACACCAAAGACUGAAGAAAAACCAAGUCAAAAAACAAAUUGCCAAAAUGAUUCUGUUGUCAAUAAUGAAGUAAAAAUAAAUAUGGCAGAAAUGAAUGCCAAGUUACAAGCCACAAGUGAAUUAUUAAAAGAGCGACUCAAAGAAUUGGAAGAUGAAAUUGAAACAUUCAGAAAAGAAAAUUUAAAUCUCACUAAAAUGCGAGAAGAAAUUGAAUUGGAGCGUCAAAAGAUUUAUGAAGAAAAACAGGAGUAUGAGAAAAAAUUCAAUGAAGAUAAAAUUUUAUCUGAAUACUAUUUAGCUGAAGAAAAAGAAAAAAUACAGAAACAGAAACAAUUAUAUGAAAGAUACUUGAGAGAUAUAAGAGGUAGGCUAAACAAAAAGGAUAAGGAUGAAGUACUAAAUUUAAAAAAGGAAGUAGAAAACCUAAAAGAAGAAAUACGCAUUAAAGAUGCAAAGUCAACAACUGCUUUAGCACGCCUCAGGAAUCAAAUCAAAAUAAUGGAAAAGGAAAAGAAAAGCUUCAUUGAAGAAAUAGAAAAAUUAAAAAAAGAAAAUAGAAGGAUUCAGCACAGUAAUGAUAUAACUAGGAGAUUAACAAACAUCAAAUAUUUAGAACAAAUAAAUAGGAAACUUAACAGCCGAACAAUAGGAGAUGAAAGAAUAGAAGUUGAAUUAGAUCCAGACAUAAAGUAUAAAGCUCAUGCCAUCGAAAGACAGAGUCGAUCUCGAAUGACUCAGCCACAAAAUAAACCUAUUGCAAUGAGACCAAGAGCAAAAAGUGUCCCUAACCUGAAUGUAACAUCUAGGUAUGCCAAAUAUUUUAGCCAGAAGGACUCAAUUAGUGACCUAGAGAAGUAUAAAUUAGGAAAUGACAAUGAUUUUGCAUCAAUUAAUGAAGAUAGCGACAAUGAUAUUGCUGAAGAUUUAGAUGACAAGGAUAUAAAUACUUCAAGAAAUUCAUAUUUGUAUGAUGAUGACAACAAUCUUGAAAAAAUUUAUAAUGAUAGGUUUAGAGACAAUGUGCCUUCUAACAAAAUGCAUUCCAAAAAAAAUUUAGAUGGAUACAGUGAUGAGAACACUUCAAAUUUCUUUUUGAGUAAAGAUAAUGGGGAGCGCACUGAGAAAUCAAAGAGACUAUCUAAAUCCUCGUGUACAGGAUCAGUUCAUACAGACAACAGUCCUACAGUUUCUAAUACAUCCAGAUCACCUAUUUUUUUACCCAACUAUAGUACAUCCAGUGGAAUUUCCACAAAUAAUUCCGGAAAUGUUUCAUUAAAUGACAAUAGUAGGAAUUCUGCACAAAAUAAAACUUUACAUACUCAUCAGUCCUCUUUAAACCAAAGGUUUGAUGUUCAGCCUCCCAAAAUUAACAGCAGAAUGACUCCAAGCCCUGAACCAACUACUAGCAAAUCGAGUUUCUCAAAAACAAAUUUAAAUCCAACCGAAAUAACAAAACCGGAUGGUUCAAAGGAGUUGAGAUUUUCCAAUGGUAAUAUAAAAUAUGUAUCUGCGGAUGGGAGAUACAGCAAAUUUAUUUAUUAUAAUGGUGAUAUCAAAGAGAAUUUUUACAAUGAAGGAAGAAUUAAAUAUUUUUAUGCAGAAAACAAAACAGUUCAUACCACACAUGCUGAUGGACUGGAAGUUCUAGAAUUUCCUGAUGGACAAACGGAAAAACGUUACAAAGACGGUUCUUCAGAAAUAAGACUACCGAAUGGAAGUAUCAGAUACUUUGAUCCCAAAAAUGAACAUGUCCGAGAGGAGUGGAGAUUCCCAGACGGUGCUACCAUGACAGUAUCAGCUAAUGGAGAGCAAAGAAUUGUGUUUCCUAAUGGACAAAUAGAAGUACAUACUAAAGAACAUAAGCGUCGUGAGUUUCCAGAUGGUACUGUAAAGUUGAUAUAUAAUGAUGGCACUUCAGAGACGAGAUAUUCAUCUGGAAGAAUUCGCAUUAAAGAUAAACAUGGUAACCUUAUAAUGGAUUCUGCCCCUGGCUGAAAAUUAUAUUGGAUUUUGUAAUAUUUAUGUGCCUUAUUGGAAGUGAUGAUGUUGACUGUUAUGUAAUUUAAAAACUAACCAUGUUGCCAAAUAUUUUUUACUA
Molecule: messenger RNA, 3808 nt
Organism: Aricia agestis (brown argus)
Lineage: Eukaryota; Metazoa; Arthropoda; Insecta; Lepidoptera; Lycaenidae
Gene: Sas-4
Product: centromere protein J
Exons: 3
Coding region: 250-3705 (1151 amino acids)
Biological process (GO): centriole elongation; cilium assembly
Cellular component (GO): centrosome; nucleus; centriole
Molecular function (GO): tubulin binding
Source: RefSeq, a predicted model, not a curated record